CAAGAAUCCGAAGGACAGGCGCCACAGCGGGGUUCUCCUCAAUCCCCUCCCCCUCCCCCUCCUCCCGACACCGCAGCCGCCAGCGCCGUCGCGGGAGGCACGCCGUCCAUUGCCGUCCCGCCAUCAACUGGUCGAUCGCGCACGCUCAGCCAGGUCCGCACGCCCGAUGCCCUAGAUGAGGGCCCAUCGCGAUCGUACACGGAGCGCAGGUCCUCCCUCACCGCGUCCAAACCCAUCCCCGAGAUCUGGCGCCCAUCCGUCACGCCCGACGAAGACGCGCGCCAAAACCGGACGCCGCAGCGGCGGGGAAGCACGGCGAGCGUGCGCUCCGUCGGCUCGGUGGGCUCGACGUCACAGCGCCUACCGACAACACCCUCAAUCCCAGAGAACGAUGUCGUGUGGGGCACCGAGGACUCGCGAGCGCGUCGCAGGGAGAUGGAGUCGCCUCGCAAUGUACGCGAGCGCACGAGCUCCAGCCAGCUUAGGGACGCGUCGUCACUGCGCGAUCGGACGAGUAGUGGGGCGCUACGCUCUGCCAACACAGACUCGCCUCAACCUGCGAGGCAGGCCUAGUUCCUUUGCCAAGGGUUCCCCCAUUUCCUCCUCCUUCGAAGAUCAUCGCACCCGCCCCAUGAAGAAUGGAUCGCGAGAUUGGAUGCCAGGCAGCCAGUCACCCUCCUCCAACAAGUCCAUCCUCAGUCAAAGCCCAUCCAAGGCCAGCCCAUCCUCCCUGAACACGCCUCCUCGCGCAUCAACUUCGGCGCAGCCUUCACAGCCUCGGGCGUCUACUUCCACGGAGUUCUCCUCGAAUGCACGUUCAAGGACGUACUCGACCUAUGGGCAAGAGAAGGUGUCUCCGUCUGUUGCUACGAAGUCGAGGACGUCGUCAAGUCGUAAAUCACCUUCCCGUGAACCCGGUCGCAAGUCUCCGUCCCCUCAGCGGUCGUCGCAGAGCAAGAGUAGGAUCACGGGCUUUCAGCCUGCUAAGGCAGGCGUAGCGCCGAUGGAGAUCAACGAGUUCUCGGUCACGGCGGAGAAGCCUCAGGCUGUCUUGAGCGCAGAUAGGCCGUCGUUGCUCUCCAAGGGAAGACCGAAGUCGGAGCGGACCCAGUCGUUGUUCUCCUUUGACAAGCCGCCGUCAAUACCGUUCGGACCCGUCGAACGACCUCUGCUCGCUUCGGACCAGCCCCAAUCGUUCCUUUCGCAAGGCCGCCCGCCAUCGACACCUCUGGGCAACGGUCCCAAAAGGCCGACGAAUGUGCGAGGCGCUUCGUACUCUGGCGAUAUGGGGUCCACUCGUUCAGGAGAGCCAAGGGCCCCAUUGUUGGGCGAGAGAGGCGGUCCAUCGGUAGCACCUGCGCCUUCGCCAGCUCCCGAACGUAGAGGUGUGCCGAUACGCUCAAAUCGUGUCUCAAUGGACUCCUCGAAUACGCCGAUGCGCCCAACUUACGCCAGCGGUGCUCCUUCCAUGCCUUACGAGACUCCCGGGCAACGUACAUUCGACUCUCCCUCUCGGCCUGCGUACGGGAUCUCAGGAAAGCGCUCGCAGGAGAUGCCAGCUGGACGUGCAUACGAUAGCCAGAGCAGGCCGGCGUAUGGCCCGGUGGGCAGGCGCAGACACGAGACUCCAGGUCGGCGGGGGUACGAUCGCCGGCCCUACGACAUCGCUGGUAGCCCAUCGUCGACGACUUCACAUACGAGCACGGGUAGUCAGCCAAUACCUGUACCACCACGAUCGCGACCCGUCUCCGAUGACGAGGAGGCGGAGGAGUCUGGCACGGACGAGGAGGCUGAGAGUCAUGAUGACGAUGACGACGAUGAGCAGACGACUGGUAGCGAAACCGAAAGCGAAGACGGCUUCGACGAAGACGAAGCGCUCCCGUUUGCCAUGCAAGACGACCCGGCCGAUGCGUUCUCCACUGUGCGCGGUAAUCCAUUCGCCCCUCCGACCGAAGCCCUGCCCACGCCACCGAAGGAGUAUAAGAUAUGGAAUGUGCCGCCUACAUCACGCAGGCAGACGUCCGCCACCAAGGAAGAAUCGGGAUCCGACCCUGACCUGACAGCAAUUCCAUCGACUUCGGGACGAUCCGAUCAGCUACGACAGGGCACCCAGCGCAGGCCGGGCAUCCUGACGCGCACUGAGAGCUAUCGGGACGUCCCAGCACGCGCGCGCACGAAUGAAGUCGAUGCGUUCAGUCGGUCCAUGAACGUCAUCGGGAACCAGAGAGCGAAGGAGCAAGCUCGGCGGGACGAGACGCGGUUGCGACAAGCGGAGGAGCAGCGCAAACGGGACGAAGAUCAGCGACGCGAACAGGAGAAGGCCGCCCAGCGCGCGCGCGAGGAGGCCGAGAGGCGCGACCGCGAAGAGGCGGAGCAGCGCGCUCGUGAAGCGGAAGAGCAGCGUAUCCGCGAAGACGAGGAACGACGCGCUCAGGAGGCAGAACGACUCGCUCGGGAGGAAGAAGAACGCCUGGCUCGCGAGGAGGAAGAGCGCCUGGCUCGCGAGGAGGAGGAACGGCAGGCCCGCGAAGAAGAGGAGCGGCGCGCGCGCUUAGAGGAGGAGCAUCGUGCACGCGCGGAGCGCGAGGCGCGUCUCGCGCAAGAGAAAGCUGAGCGUGAGGCUCGCCUUGCACGGGAGAAAGCUGAGCGCGAGGAGAAGCUGCGAGCUGCCGAGGAGCGCCGCAAGCAGGAGGAGGAAGAGAGGAAGCGCGCGCUGGAGGAGUCCAAGCAGGCAAAGAAGAGCGCUAAGCAGAAGAAGAGGGAGGAGAAAGCGAAGAGGGAUGCAGAGGAGAAGGCAAGGCUCGAAGCAGAAGCGGCGAAGCGCGAACAGGAACGACUCCAGCGCGAGGAAGAGGAACGGCUCAAACGCGAGGAGGACGAGCGAAUCGCCGCCGAAGCAGAGGCCGCACGCUUGGCUGAACAGCGCGCUCAGGAGGCGGAGGCGCAGCGUCAGCGCGAGGAGGAGGAGCGCGCCCUGGAGCGUCAGCGUCAAGAGGAGGAAGAGGCCCGUCGCCGACGGGAGGAAGCCGAGGAGAUCACGCGACGUGUAGAAGACGAUGCACGCCAGCGCCUUCAAGCAGACCUUGCGCGCAUGCAGGAGGACCUGCGUCAGCAGAUAGCUGCGGAAGCGCAGAAGGCUAUGAGCGAGGCUAUGCAGCGUAAGGAGGAGGAGCUUAGGCUUCGGGAAGAAGAGCUGCACCGACGGGAAGAAGAGAUUCGGAGAGGGAGGAGACGCGCAGACGGAAGGAGGAAGACAAGAAGUCUAGGGAACGCAAACGCAAGGAGGAGGAAAGGAGGGCCCGGGAGGAAAAGGAGCGGGUGGCACGGGAGGCACGGGAGGCACGGGAGAAGGAGGACAGGGAGAAAGCAGAGCGGGAGAGGGCGGAACAGGAGGAAAAGGAACGCCAGGAGCGAGAGCGCGAACAGCAGGAGAGGGCAGAGAGGGAGAAGGAGGAACGCGAAAGGCAAGAGCAGAUUCGCCGAGAUGAACUAGAGGCCGCGCGCUUGCAGGAGGAAGAGGUCCGUCGAGCGGAGGAGGAGCGGUUACAGCGCGAACGCGACGAGCGGAGGAAGGAAGAGCGCCAUAGAGACGAAGAGCGCAGGAGAUCCGACGAUCGGCGGCGACGGGAAGAGGAAGAGACAAAGCGUCGCGCCGAGGCUUUCCAGCGACAGCAGGAGCAGGAGCGCCU
Schizophyllum commune H4-8 is the source of this 3689-nucleotide messenger RNA. RefSeq lists its product as uncharacterized. The transcript has 6 exons. Bases 176 to 3493 code for a protein of 1105 amino acids. Gene Ontology annotation, molecular function: zinc ion binding. Gene Ontology annotation, cellular component: mitochondrion. Gene Ontology annotation, biological process: mitochondrion organization. Lineage: Eukaryota; Fungi; Basidiomycota; Agaricomycetes; Agaricales; Schizophyllaceae. The record is from RefSeq and is a predicted model, not a curated record.